This is a messenger RNA of Paramecium pentaurelia, 1382 nucleotides long. Lineage: Eukaryota; Ciliophora; Oligohymenophorea; Peniculida; Parameciidae. The record is from the annotation of a GenBank genome assembly.
CAUGAAUUUCUUUAGAGAAUUAGUCUCUGGAUAGAAAGUUAGAUUUAUUAAUGGACAAUAUAACUUGGAUCUCACAUAUAUUACCAAUCGUGUUAUUGCAAUGUCAUUCCCAGCUUCUGGAUUUGAAAGCACCUUUAGAAACAAUAUUGAUGAUGUAGUGAAAUUUUUAUAAGAACAUCAUGGGGAUAAAUAUAUGCUGUAUAACUUGAGUAAUAGGAAGUACAAUUAUGAGAAGUUUGGAGAGAACAGAGUAAGUAGAGUGAUAUUAAUCUGAGAUUCUUGAGUUUGCAUGGGAAGAUCAUCAUUCACCGCCAAUAGAUAUGCUUUUUGAUGUGUGCAAGAAAGUGGAUUAAUUUCUAAAUGAAGACAUCAAUCAUGUAGCUAUCAUCCAUUGUUAAGCCGGAAAAGGUAGAACAGGGACAUUGAUUUGUUGUUAUUUGUUAUAUAGUGGCAGAGCUAGUAAUCCAGAUGAAGCUAGACUUUAUUAUUCCAAGAAGAGAUUCAAUAAAGCAAAAUCUGGAGUUACUUAACCAUCCUAAAUCAGAUAUAUAGAAUAUUUUAAUCAAAUCUUCAAAUCACCUGAUUAUUGUGCUUAAUUAAAAAAGUUAUCAGCAAUUACAUUAGUUGGGUAUUAUAUGAUAUGUAUAAAUAUAUAUAUAGACCAUCUCCUAAGAUGUCUGGAAAUACAAGCAAACCUUAUGUAGAUAUAUAUACAGUGAAAGAUAUGAGGAAGUAAAUUAUCUAUUAUUAUACAAAAGAAUAUAUAGUGGAUUAUAGGAAGCAUAAAUGAAAAAUUAUGAAUAUAAAGGGAAUGAAUUGGUUUUAUAGUUAAAUACUGUGAUUUAUGGAGAUAUUUUAAUAAAAUUUUAUCAUUGUGGUAGUUUAAGAUAGAAGUUUAUGUUUAGAUUAGCAUUCAAUACAUGUAUGAUUGAUGAAUCAAAGUAAUCACUAAUUUUAGCUUAGUUAAUUAUUAUUUUAUCUAUAAAAUUUGGAUCCAGAUUCAACAUUCAAAAAUAAAAAGUAUAGUAAGGAAUUUUAAGUAAGAUUGUAAUUUUAGGAUAUUUGUGAAAUUUGUACAUAAAGAUAACAAUUUUAAUAGAAAUGUUAAAAUUGUUAAUAAGAAAUGUAAUCAGAAUAUAAUUCUUGGAGUUUAGUGUACUAAAUAAUGAAUGUAUUUAGAUAUUAUUUAAUUUAUAGGAAUAUCCUAAAUAUAAAUUGAUAUAGAGUAAGAUUUUGUUGUUUGGAGAUCCUUAAGAUGAUGACUUUCAUGAGACUAUAGCAAAAUUAUAAAAUGGUGAUUAAGUGGAAUCUGAUGAUGAUUCAGAGAGUGAUUAAGAUAGUGAUGGAGAAUAGAAAGAAUAAAGAUUAUAACAAUAAUGAUU